AUGUACCAAAUCAAUUCCAUGGUUCGCACAUCAGUUAUGAUUGUCAUGAUGAUGACAGUACUCUUGCUCUCCGUCACACAUGUAUCCUCGCAACGAAUCACUCUCUCCAUUGAUACUCAAGGAGCUCUGCCACUAGUAUUUACUGGCUAUUACACUCCUGAUGUUUCGAAAAACAAUUGGAAUUGGAACGCUAUGGAUUUGCAAGCAUCCAAUCCGUACAAGGCCUCACUCUCAAUUCCAGUCCGAAUGGUUGACCCAAUUGUGUACAGAGCUCACAUUUCAGGAAACACAAAUUUUGUCACUAAUUAUUAUCCUUUCGCUUCUUUAAGCGUGAGUGUUGAACCAUCUGCUUCGAAUGGAACAUUUGUUUUUUCUGGAUCAGCACAAUGUGGAGACAAUGUAACAGGCGGAGGAGCAGUGAGUGGUACUCUGAUCAAUCGUUAUACUAUUGGCAAUGAUAAUCGUUGUUGGACCUACAUGUGUCAUUGUGGGCCAUGCAGAGGCACUGUCACUGCCAUCAUGGCUGUUUGCUAUGAGCCACCAUUCCCAAAACCUUCACCAUGGUUGAAAAUUAAAAAUUACUAG
Messenger RNA from Naegleria lovaniensis, 585 nucleotides. RefSeq lists its product as uncharacterized. NCBI's taxonomy places the organism in Eukaryota, Heterolobosea, Eutetramitea, Acrasida, Naegleriidae. The transcript has a single exon. The coding region runs from base 1 to 585 and encodes 194 amino acids. The record is from RefSeq and is a predicted model, not a curated record.